CGUCAGCGGAGCAUCUCUGUGCGUUGUCAGAGAGAGAGAGAGGGAUCAAGAGAGGCAGAGACUUCCGCAUCGGGAUACAAUGGAGUGGUUGAGCGAGUCUUAAGGGAGCCAGAGGCACUGGUUGCGGGUGUGUUCCCAGGCGAUUCUGCCCCUCGCCCUGCUACAGCUCCCUCCUCUCCCUGCCAGCCUCCAGGCAGUGCCGCUGACACUCGGGGGAACCAAGCUGAACUUGCCAUUGAUCGACCUCAAUGCAGAAUUCAAGAGGGCAGAAUGACCAUGAAAGGUUACAAUAGUCAUGAGGUGACUGAUGCUUCCUCUUUGACUGAGAGCUGCUACCUUUGGUAUCUGUAGUGGAAGGAAUGUAUCGUUGUUCAUCUGGAGCUGAUCGACAGUGAAUCCACUUGCUGCCUAUCUCUGUUUCCAUCAGGUUUCUGUGUGGAGUGAUCGGAUCUGAUGCAGAAUCUGAAGUGGACGUUGUCAAUAUGGCGAGUCGUGAUGGGGACCCUACUGCCAACCUGCUUGUGUCUCUCCCUAGUAAUCGUCUGGUUACCGCUGGUUACUAGGAAUGGGUUUGCCAAGGCCUUGAAGAUUGAGAGUUUGGGGUGCGACCCUGGGUCAGACAACGAGGGGGCACACACGGAUGAAGCUGCCCGGGCCAGGACUGGGCUGUCGGACACUGGAGCGGGCACAUUGACGUGGGCCGUGCACCUGACCACGGCAGAGGGGGCGAGCGGCCAGGAGGAGGGGUCGCUGGAUGAGCUCGCAGAUGAGCUGGCACGGGCCACGGGUCUCGAGAACCAGGGUCAGAUUGGAGAGUUGACCGGCCACUACCUCUUGGCCAUCCCCCAGCACAGACGGAACCGCCGGGGUCUCGAGGGGGAGACCGAGAGGAUUCGGAAAUCCAUCGAAGCCGCCUUUGCUGGGCACGGCCGUGUCAGGUGGCACGCUGAACAGAAGCUGCUGAAACGUUCCAAACGCAGUCUGCAUUUCAAUGACCCGCAGUACCCCCUCCAGUGGCAUCUGCACAACCGGAGGAAACUUGGGAUGGACAUCAAUGUGACAGGAGUGUGGGAACACAAUGUGACGGGGGAAGGAGUCACGGUAGUGGUCGUCGAUGAUGGCGUUGAAUACACUGUCCAGGACAUACAAGCAAACUACUCUCCAGAGGGCAGUUAUGAUCUGAACUCCAACGACCCAGAUCCCAUGCCUCACCCUGAUGAACACAGUGAUAAUCAUCACGGGACUCGGUGCGCGGGUGAAAUUGCUGCAGCCCCGAACAAUUUCUGUGCCGUUGGUGUGGCGUAUGGAAGCCGUAUUGCAGGUAUCCGAGUGCUGGAUGGACCCCUGACUGACAGUAUGGAGGCAAUUGCAUUUAACAAGCACUUUCAGAUCAAUGACAUUUACAGCUGCAGCUGGGGCCCUGAUGAUGACGGGAAAACUGUGGAUGGCCCUCAUCCCCUUGGGAAGGCUGCGUUACAGCAUGGAGUGAUGUCUGGUCGUCGGGGCUUUGGGAGUAUUUUUGUGGUGGCCAGUGGAAAUGGAGGCCAGUACGAGGACAACUGCAAUUAUGAUGGCUACGCAAACUCCAUCUACACCGUCACCAUUGGAGCAGUGGACGAAGAAGGACGCAUGCCAUUCUAUGCAGAGGAGUGCGCCUCCAUGUUAGCAGUCACCUUCAGCAGCGGUGACAAAAUGAUGAGGAGCAUUGUGACCUCUGACUGGGAUAUGCAAGAGGGCACUGGCUGUACAGAGGGUCACACGGGAACCUCAGCUGCUGCACCACUUGCUGCGGGAAUGAUUGCACUGAUGCUUCAGGUUCGUCCGUGCCUGACGUGGAGGGAUGUUCAACACAUCAUUGUCUUCACAUCGACACGGUUUGAUGACCGCAUCGCUGGAUGGAAAGUGAAUGGUGCUGGGUUCAGCCAUAGUCACCAGCAUGGUUUUGGAUUGCUGAAUGCCUGGAGGAUGGUUAAUGCUGCAAAGAUCUGGGAAUCCGUGCCAUUCCUCAGCUCUUACACCAGUCCUCUUGAGAAAGAGGCCAAGCUCAUCCCCUUACAUCCCCACAAGCUGGAAGUUUCCUGGAAUGUAACCGCUGAUGAGUUGUACUUGUCUGGUAUGAAGACCCUGGAACAUGUGGCAGUGACAGUGACCAUUGCACACCCAGCUCGGGGCUCCCUGGAACUGACCCUGUAUUGUCCCAGUGGGAUGCCUUCACUCAUUGGAGCCAAACGCGUCAUGGACACGGAUGCCUCGGGCUUCACUGACUGGAUGUACUCUACAGUACGAUGCUGGGGUGAAAAGGCAGAAGGUGUCUACAGGAUGAUUAUCCGUGAUUUAGGGGAGAACCCUCAGCAGGAGAACGGCUUCCUCAAGCAGUGGCAGCUCACUCUCUACGGCUCUUCCUGGUCAUUUGAAGAUGUCAAGGAACGACAGAGGGUUGUUGAAGAAGCCAUGAGUGGACAGUUCCUCAAUGACAGUUUCUCACUGCCCUGCCCUCCUGGCUUAGAAAUCUCCGAUCAGGAAUGGAAUUACAUGACACCAAAUACACUGAAGAUGCUGCUGCUACUGGGAUGUUUUGCUGUCUUCUGGUCUGUUUAUUAUACACUGGAAGUUAUAUUCUACUCCCGGAAGCAGUUUGAGUUCAGCUUGCUGUGUAAUACAUCUACCCAUGGAUCUUAUCAAACCUUACAUAAUGUUGAAAAGGAUGCAUCGGAAUUGGUGCCUCUGCAAAACAUGGAUGCAAAUGAGGUAGACGAGCGACAGAUGUUGAACGUUGAGGAAGCCAGUUUGGAGAAAAUGGGAGAAGAGAAAGAUCGAAACUUAAAGUACGAAGUGCGAAAUGUAGCCAUACCAAUAACUGAGCCCAGACAGAGCUGGGAUUAUUCAAUUCCAAACCAUCGAGUGGGGCAUAGAAACAGCGAAAACUCUUUACUUUUCUCCUGUGACAAUGAGCUGACGUAAUAUCAAAGGAAUUCAUUGCACACCUACUUGCAGACGAGAACAUAUAAGCCCUUGGAAAAUCUAAUUGGGCAGGACCACCCUUUAUAAACAGAUUGAACUGGAUAAUCAACCGCCACAUGAACUCUGCCUGUCAGAUAAUAGUGGCCUCCUCAGGGUCACGUAUAUUUGCAUCCCUGGUUCAGGACUCUGUGUAUCGCCGAACUGGAAGUGAUCAUCAGCAGAUCUUUUCCCGACAGAGCGCAUACCUUUCCCUGUCAGUGUUUUUCUCUCUCUCUCUCUCUCUUUCUUCUCUACUCCCUUCUCUUUGUCGCUGAGCAACUAUCUGUCCAUCCAUAAUGUCAGUGGAGAACAAAGUUUAAAAUCAUACAACACCAGGUUGUAGUC
Messenger RNA from Hemiscyllium ocellatum (epaulette shark), 3345 nucleotides. It is a transcript of the gene pcsk7, whose product is annotated as proprotein convertase subtilisin/kexin type 7. The transcript is spliced from 17 exons. Bases 454 to 2961 code for a protein of 835 amino acids. Gene Ontology annotation, cellular component: Golgi membrane; trans-Golgi network. Lineage: Eukaryota; Metazoa; Chordata; Chondrichthyes; Orectolobiformes; Hemiscylliidae. Gene Ontology annotation, molecular function: serine-type endopeptidase activity. The record is from RefSeq and is a predicted model, not a curated record. Gene Ontology annotation, biological process: protein processing.